GACAAUCAUUGUCAGAAAGGGGAAUUCAAAAAGUGAGUUGAAUUGACGUAUGGGAACUGUCAGAUGCAUUAUGAUAUUUCUGAAAACAAUACAAAUAACAAACACCUUUUUAUAAGGAAGGGGUCAUGUCAUGCAACCUAAUGACCCCUUGUUGAAUCGAAUGUCCAUUGACACAACGAUUCCCUCGAUACGAACCUCCUGAGAAAAGGUACAACGAGUGCGAGUACGAGUACUCGUCGAGCACUUGUACCGGAAAGGGCACGAGUACGUGUUUUGCUGAGUUUAUGCUCUGUUGCCAUCCAUUAUUUCAAUGUGCUUGUUGAUUUGAUUUUGGUAUUUCAAUAGAUUUAAUGGCCAUCAAUCAUUGUUUCAAACCGGACAAAAGAGAUCUUGAGAUCACCGCACUAUUUCUGAAAGAAUUGAAGAAAAUCUGCGAAAAAGAACGUUGAAAAUGGCCUCCGAAGAUGAUAAAGAUAAUAUGACGUCCGCUAGAUUGGAACUUAACCAGCUCCACCCCAAAGCGGUGAUGUGGAUCCCUCGAAUCGUGGGUGUGAUUACACUUGUUUGUGGCGCCUCUAUGAUUUCGAUGGCGUGGAAACGGAGUGACCUGUUGUUUCAUCGAUUGGUGCUAGUCAUGGCGAUCCAUCUAGCGAUCCUGGGAAUAACUCUUAUCAUUGGUGCCGCAGCCAUUCCGGAAAGCUUAAGCAACAGUGACGAGCUGAGCGAAUCGAUUCUCGGAUACCACGGAACGGAGGCCACUUGCACCGCCCAGGGCUUUGUCUUCUAUGUUUGUUUCAUGGCGUCCAUGAUGUACUAUUGUAGUUUUUCCGCCUAUAGCUACCUCGGAGUCCCCCGCAACUUUGUCAGUCAGGGCUUUGAAGUGGCCGGAAAAUACAUCCACGCCUUCGUCAACUUUUUUGCCCUGGUUACGGCGGUGGCGAUCGUUCUCCUGGAUGGAUUCAACAACACAGGGCUCGGUUUUUGCGGCCCCGCCCGCAGCGACAUCAGCACCUACAAGCUCUUUCUCAUGGUGCCGCUGAUGCUGGAAAUUGUGUUUUCUUCGGUGGUCAUGGUUCUGCUCUACGGGAAGGUGAAAAGAAACCAGGCGAUGAUCUUUAUCAAUGCCAGAUCCGUGGCUCGCCAGGCUACCAUCUACCUCGCGGUGCUGUACUGGGUGGUGGUGCCCGUACUUCUUUCGCAGUGCAUCUCCUGGGCGACGAAUGGUGGGCACGGCCGGAGCUUUAUGACUUUUUCGGUGGUCAAUUUCUCGUUGUUUGGCUUGUGGAGCAUGCUAUCUUACUGGUAUUUUUCCGUGGAGAAGAGGCACCAUAAAAAGCGUCGACGCGGAGACGACGACACCACCGACCCCACUAGUACUUUUUUCGCGACGGAAAGGACGCAGAUGGACAGCAUGCGCGGAAGAUCGAGCAAUUGCAUCUUCUCCACCAAAGAAUUCAAUUCGUCACGGGCGAAAGGCGAGUCAGAGGCACCAAACUCUCAAACACGGACACAACGAUUCUCCUUCAACAUAUUCGAUGGAACUAAUGCGAGCGGCAUGUUUGCGAGCUUUGUCUUCUCUGGGGACGAUGAGGACGAAGAAGCCGACAAACUAGAAAGCGACAAAUGGAAGGAUAUACAGGACCACGUUUAAUUGUACAUUGCAGCACAGAACAUAAAUGCGCAAAACACAA
Molecule: messenger RNA, 1691 nt
Organism: Pseudo-nitzschia multistriata
Lineage: Eukaryota; Bacillariophyta; Bacillariophyceae; Bacillariales; Bacillariaceae
Source: the annotation of a GenBank genome assembly